Messenger RNA from Podarcis muralis (Common wall lizard), 5311 nucleotides. It is a transcript of the gene CHMP7, whose product is annotated as charged multivesicular body protein 7. Gene Ontology annotation, cellular component: ESCRT III complex; multivesicular body; cytoplasmic side of plasma membrane. NCBI's taxonomy places the organism in Eukaryota, Metazoa, Chordata, Lepidosauria, Squamata, Lacertidae. The record is from RefSeq and is a predicted model, not a curated record. Gene Ontology annotation, biological process: late endosome to vacuole transport via multivesicular body sorting pathway; vesicle budding from membrane.
GGGGACUCGCCCGGGAACCCGGAGGCUCCCGCCGCCCGCCCCGAGGGGCGCCUCUAGCCUUUUCUUUUCUCCGCCUUUGGAUUCCCGCCAAGCGCCUCGCCCUGUGCGCAUGCCGGACGGGGGGGGGGAAAGGCGCAUGCGCCAUCCCACCGACGAGGAAACGCCUGGCCAAGCGGGAGGAGGUAGGCCGCGCCCGAAGCCGGGGGCUCGCCUAGAUGUCUUCGCCGGAGGAGGCGCCGGUUGCGCCGGCCGCGGAGGGCGAGCUGCCCCCGGAGUGGGAGACGGACGAAGAGCGCAUGGCUUUCCUGUUCUCGGCCUUCAAGCAGAGCCGGGAGGUCAACGCCACCGAGUGGGACAGCAAGAUGCUCUUCUGGAGCGAGCUGGUGCUGAAGUGGGGGCGGCGCCGCGGAGGCGUCCGGACCUGCCUGCGGGAGCUGCAGCAGGCCUUCGAGCGGCGGGGCAGCGUCCCCCUGGGCCUGGGCACCGUCCUGCGAGAGCUGCUCAGACGUGGCAAGUUGCAGAGGGAAUCUGACUUCAUGACCAGUGUAGACAGCAGCUGGAUCUCCUGGGGCGUCGGGGUCUUUAUUCUGAAGCCACUGAAGUGGACCCUGUCUAGUGUAUUAGGUGACAGCAAAGUACCAGAAGAGGAGGAAAUUCUGAUCUAUGUGGAGUUACUUCAGGAAAAGGCAGAAGAAGUGUAUCAUCUCUACCAGAAUUCCACACUUUCUUCACACCCUGUGGUUGGCCUGUCAGAGCUGCGUUCCCUGUGCACUAGCAUUUGUUCAGACGAAAGGACGUUCUGUCUGGUGCUGCUGCAGCUGCAGAAGGAAAAAAGGGUCACAGUGCUGGAGCAAAACGGCAAUAAGAUAAUGAAAUUUGCUCGAGGUCUUCAUACCAAAGUAUCUCCAGUGAAUGAUGUUGACAUUGGGGUUUAUCAGCUCAUGCAAAGUGAACAGCUGCUGUCUCAGAAAGUGGAGUCCCUGGCACAAGAAGCAGAGAGAUGUAAAGAGGAGGCCCGGAGUGCAUGUAGAGCUGGGAAAAAGCAGCUGGCACUUAGGUCUUUGAAAUCAAAACGAAGAACAGAAAGACGUAUUGCAGAACUUCACUCCAAGCUGGACGUAGUACAAGGCAUCCUGGACCGGAUCUACGCCUCUCAGACAGAUCAGAUGGUAUUUAAUGCUUACCAGGCUGGAGUUGGAGCUCUGAAGUUAUCCAUGAAAGAUGUCACCGUGGAAAAGGCAGAGAACCUGGUGGAUCAGAUUCAAGAGCUUUGUGACACCCAGGAUGAAGUAGCGCAAACCUUAGCAGGAGUUGGAAUCAAUGGCUUAGUAUCAGAAGCUGAUGCCGAGGAACUGGAAAAGGAGCUGGACACUCUUCUCCUGGACUCCUCAAAAGAUCUUCUGGACCUGCCUUCCGUUCCACAGAAGCCACUGUUUCCUUCGUCCGUAGUGCUUCCUAGCAUCUCAGAUGCUGAGCUUGAAGCAGAGUUGGAAAAGCUCACGCAUUCAGUUGGAGGAUUGGCACUAAAGACUGACUCAAAGGCCUCUGAGCCCAAAGGAGCUCUGGAACUGCAUCUCUAAUGACUCAAUACCACCUUUGUGCUAUGAUGAUGUCUAAAAUUUUGGUGAUCGUAACUACAAAAGUAACUUGUGGAGUGUGGGCUUAUGUCCCCUCCUUGCUAGAUGGCACUUUUGUAAGAGACAGGAUGUACCUGCCAUGACAAUCCAUCAUCUUUCAAACAGAUCCCAACUGCUGUUGCUGUUGUCUUUUCAGUGCCAAACUACAGUGUCUCCGGUUGACAUGUUCACCUGUGUUGCCAGUCAUGGUUGCCCUUCCCUGGCAAGUUGACACUCCUGCUGAGAUUUUAACUUGUCACACGACACUCUGAAGGCCCUCUUUCCACUACGUGAAACUGAACCUAGUUGUGCCAGCUUUGGGGAGAAUCAGAAAUGCAAUAGGAUCACAGCAUUCCUGGCAUCCAGCUGUUCUGUGUGUCUGUGCAAAACACUUGCUGCACAUGAGAAAGAUACUGACUCCGGUAGCUCUCGCUGGGCAACAGGCACACACACACACACACAUGUUGAUGGUCUUUCUGUUCUUCCUUAUCUGUGUUUGCACGAUGUGGACAACAUAGAUGUGUGACAGUUUUAUUGUAGGAGACUUUUUGUUGCUGUUUCCACAAGGGGGUAGUAUCUACAAGCACAAAAUGCCACGUAACCCUUUUUCAACAAUAGUAGUGUAGCCUUAAAUGGGACCUGCAAAGGAUUCUAAAAUGUAGGGGUUUAGGGCUUUUUGUUGCUGCUUGACGAUUAUAAUCUUUUGAUGUUUAAGAAAGUACUUUUCAGUUUAUCUGUAGGAAGAGCAAGUAACAUUUAUCUUCUGCUUUGGUGGAAUGCUCCCUUUAAUACUUCUGAGAGAUUUAGGGUGAGCUUUUUAGCCAGAAAUUUACAGAUUAUGGCUUCAUAUCUUCUGGGAGGCUAUUCAAUCAUGUAUGUUGGAAGACCUUUAAAAAUGGCAGAGCUUUGGAUUGAUAUCUCUGCAUCGGAUGUAUUUCUUGGGGAGAGUUGCUGUUUCCUUUUAACACAAAAAAAUGUUGAUGGAAUGCAGGAUGGAAAAGCAAGUGGGCAAGUGCCAGUUAGCCUAUUGAGAUGGCUUUUAUCCUUCUGGGGGGAAAUGCAGUUCUUGCCCUCUGCAGAACACCUUUUACAAAGUAAAUUAUAUUCUGAGUAGAGCCAUUGAAGUGAAUUAACCAGAGUUAGUCAUGUCCUUUAACUUCACUGGGUUUACUCUCUGGAUGUAGGACUAGCAUUGGAAGCAGCGCUAUGAGACAGGCCUGCACUUUUUCUGGAUGGAAGUUAUUUUCUAGCCACAUUAACUGCAAAAGGAAAAAGUGGCACUUUGCUUGUGUGUCAGUGCACUGCAUGAAGCACACAGGUGGUGGGAACCAUUUAUAUAAUGAGAAACUGUGGGUCAGUAGUGGCUGUUGGUAAACUUGCAGCCUAUUCCAAGACUGAGUGUACACUCAAAAGCACAACGGUCUGGAUGGUGUUUGCUGCUGAGUGAGCUGUGAUUCAGGUCAGGAAAAGCAAAAUGUUUUUUUCAAGGAAGAGAUCUGCCUAAAUUGCAGGUGGGAGAAACAGCUGGCCUUGUCUCCUCAGUGUGCUGUGCUAGAAUCAAUACUUUGCCAAUUCCCUGCAAGACACUUUUUCUGAAGGCAGAUGGCAAAUGGGAGUUGCAUUGAAUAAUUUUAAUGCCAUAAUCAUUUGUUAGAAAAACAGUUAAGAGAGGGAGGAAAGGUAAUAAAUCUUUAAAAUAACCAAUGAUGUAAUAAAGGGGAGGAAAGUCUUCAGUUCCUCUCUAUUGUUGUUUAACAUGCUUUACUUUGCAUAUUAUUCUCCCUUCAUGGUUUUGUUUAUUUGAAGCAGACUGUCCAUGUGGAUAUAAUGGACAGGGCUUGGAGAACGCAGCCCUUUGAACAAUCAGCCUAUUGGAUUCCAUGAUGCAUCUAAACCUUUUCUUGUCUCGUAAUGAGAUCUUCUCUGUUGCCUCUAGCUGGAGCUGCUAUUUACACUUUAAUGUCAUAAGGUGUGCUUUUUCCUUUGCUACUUUUGGACAGUGAUCCUCAUUACAGAUGUAGAUUGUUUUUUUGUACAAAACUAAAGGAAAAAAUGGUGCCUAAAAAUUGUGGAAAUGCCAGCUAUAGGAAUGUUGAGUCUUUCUGUGAAUCACAGAAAUGUCUGGGUUUAGGUGUGCUGAAAAGAGUUAGAAAGCUGACAGCAUUCCUGGUUUCUAGAGCUGAACUAAAUGUGAUGUGUGGUCCGUAGUUCAGCUUUGCAUAGCUUCUCUUUCGCAGAUAGCUGAAGUGGGGACCUCUGAACUGAAAUGGGGUCAUAGGGGGACGAGAGAUUUUGUUAACCCUUUGCUCCUGCUCUUGUUGACCUGAUUGGCAUUGUGUCUCCUCUCUUGCAACCUGCUGUUUGCAGUGGAAGGAAAGCAUAAAUUCCUUCCAUUGCAAAUAGUAAGCUUGGAGCGGGGUGGGUGGGUGGGUGUAGUUUUUGAUUGGGAUGGUGGCAAGAGCAAAGGGUUAACCCCCACCCAUACCACAGUCUCAGUCCAGCUCCCCCCCCCCCCCCCGCACUGGCCACUGUGAAAUAAGAAUAAGAUUUGCAAUGUCAAAAAUAUGUCAAAGGUCACAUCUCAUUUGCCUCUAUGCCUGCCUUUUUAGUGCUCUGUGGCAGCUUUAGUCCUCCCCUGGAGCACUAUCCCAGCCUAGUUUGGAUAAAUGGAAAAUAAUAGGUACCCAAUCUUUUUAGCAAUUUCAUUAGGCUUGCUGCGAGGUUGACCAGCAAUGCCAGUUUGGAACCAAGGAAGCCCAGUGAAUUCUCAUUGAAGCAAUAAACCUCUGCAGCCCCCCUCAUUCACCUGCAUGGAAACCCUGGUUGCCUGUUGCUGCUGGGCUAGUACAUAAACACACAAAGCUAUCCUUUUGUGCACUGUCCUUAAAAACAAACCACAAUUCUGUGCCUCGGCAAUCCAAAUUCUACUUUCAGGUGGGGAGUUGAAUUAUGUGACCCAAUUAAGCAAAUUCACACAAUUCUGCAGUCUCUCUGUGUGUGUAAUAGUUACUUUUUUGCUACUCGUGGGAGGAGAAAGGAUACUGAAGUCCUGUUGCCAAAUACUAGAAAUCCGAUUCAGCCAGGAUUCUGCCUUGUGAGACUCGUAAGGUGUCAGUGCCUGGACCCUUUUAAACCCCGUUUAAAAAAUCAAAACAAAAAGCAGAUUCCAAGAAUGCUGAAUUAUUUGCCCACCACAACAAAAUGGCAUACAUUCAUGCACAGCCCUGCCAAUAGGCAAUAAUUUUGAGAGGAUUUGAGUUUCAAAUGCAUUGUAAACGGCUCUAUUCUGUAGUUCUCAUAGCAAUUUACUCUAAAGGAAUAAUUACUUUCCAUGCCUAGCCUCAAAUCCUAGAUCAUUGGGAUCAGUACUGUUUUUCUGCUGCUUUCAGAACCAGGUCCUGCUUCUCCCUCUAAUCUGUACAACAUGCAAGAAGUAGAGGUUUUAUUGUAUGUGUCCCUAAUGUGUCUGUAUCUAAAAUAUUGCUGCUCAGAGGGCUGGAAGAGUUAAUAUUGAACAGCUUGUUCCUUUCUAGAAGUGGCUUGUAAUUUUCAUGCUCCGGCACCAAGCGGGAAUGUAAUCAAGAUGAAUGAAGAGAAAGGAAAUCUAAAGUCUCAAUUGUUUAAAAGUGGGCAAUUUGUAGAGAAGGCAGUUCUGUUGGACGUGAGAGAGAGAUUAAAGAAACUGCAAAUUUAAA